UUUGAAAUGUAUGUAACCUGUGAAGAUUAGAAUUUGGGUUAUGUUCAUCAAAAUAAAUCAAGCUUUUUAAAACAUAUAACAUGAUGCGAAAAUGGUUUAUUAAAACAUCUUUCACCCAAUGUAAAAGUGUGCUUCACCGUUAUUCAUGUUAUCGAACAUUACAUGCGACUGCUAUUCAAUUUGAGGUUAUUAAAGAGAUUAAUCAAAGACCUAUAACUAACCUAAAACAAUUAAAAGAGCUGUCACAGAAUGGGCCAUCAUUAAAGGAUUUUAUACUGGGCGAAUCUGUAGUUCCUAAUGAUUCUAUUAGUGCUCCAUGCAUUCCUUAUGUAAAGGAUAUCGACGCACGCAAUCAAAAUGUCUACUUCAAAGUGUACGGUUGUCAAAUGAACGUUAAUGACACAGAAGUGGUCUGGUCUAUAUUAAAAUCACACGGCUACAAGAAAGUAGAAAAUAUAACAGAAGCUGAUAUAAUCCUACUCGUUACAUGUUCCAUUAGGGAUAAUGCGGAACAGAAAGUAUGGCAUAAGUUAUCGGAGUUAAAUAGUUGGAAAAGAAAAAUAAAGCCUAAACUGAAAAUUGGCUUAUUAGGUUGUAUGGCAGAAAGGUUGAAAGACAAAAUUCUGGAAAGAGGACGACUCGUUGAUGUGAUAGCUGGUCCGGACAGUUAUAAGGAUCUACCAAGACUUCUAUGUGUACCGGAUAAUGAAACUGCUAUUAAUGUUGUUCUAUCGUUUGAUGAAACGUAUGCAGAUGUUACACCAGUACGGUUAAACCCAGACUCCACCAGUGCAUUUGUUUCAAUAAUGCGGGGUUGUGAUAAUAUGUGCACAUACUGCAUCGUACCAUUUACACGAGGAAGAGAAAGAUCGCGACCGAUCGAUAGUAUAGUCAAAGAGAUUCAAACCUUGUCCGAUAAUGGUGUAAAGGAGGUAACAUUACUUGGACAAAACGUGAACAGUUACAGAGACACGUCACAGUCCGAAUUUUAUACGGCCAGUAAUGUUGAAACUAACCUCGUCAAAGGUUUCAAAACUGUAUAUAAAAAUAAAACAGGGGGUCGAAGGUUUAGCGACCUGUUGGACAAUGUUUCUCGCGUCGAUCCAGAAAUGAGGAUAAGAUUCACGUCACCGCAUCCUAAAGACUUUCCCGACGAAGUUUUACAAUUGAUAGCCGAGAGGCCGAAUAUUUGCAAGAGGAUUCAUUUACCCGUACAAAGCGGUAACUCUGCCGUUUUGGAAAGAAUGAGGAGGGGAUAUACGAGAGAGGCGUAUCUGGACUUGGUGCAUCAUAUACGCGACAUCGUGCCAGACAUAUCUUUCUCCAGUGAUUUUAUUGCUGGAUUCUGCGGCGAAACCGAGGAAGAAUUCCAAGAUACAUUAUCGCUGAUGGAAUUAGUAAAACACAACAAAGCAUUCGUAUUUGCGUACAGCAUGCGGGAGAGAACUACCGCACAUCGUCGCUAUAAGGACGAUGUAGAACCAAGUGUAAAACAAGAACGACUUCAAAGGCUAAUAUCAACGCAUAAGCGUAUUGCGGAGGAAUUGAAUGAAUUACAGAUCGGGCAGCUGCAACUUGUACUUGUAGAAGGAGUUACCAGGCGAUCGAGCAAGAAUCUUCUAGGAAGGAACGACGGUAAUACAAGAGUAAUAAUUCCGACUAUGGACAUACCUGCUGACAAAUAUUCCGAUGUAAAGAGACCGAUAAAGAAUGGCGAUUUCGUCGUAGUAGAAAUUCAGAACUCUAACAUGAACUCCUUAAUAGGCAUACCUUUGUAUCACUCGUCGAUAACACAAUACGAAUCGUCCGCAAUAUUAUAAAUAAAA
Colletes gigas is the source of this 1826-nucleotide messenger RNA. Its product is annotated as CDK5RAP1-like protein. The record is from RefSeq and is a predicted model, not a curated record. Gene Ontology annotation, biological process: negative regulation of cyclin-dependent protein serine/threonine kinase activity; tRNA modification. The transcript is spliced from 7 exons. Gene Ontology annotation, molecular function: 4 iron, 4 sulfur cluster binding; tRNA-2-methylthio-N(6)-dimethylallyladenosine(37) synthase activity. Gene Ontology annotation, cellular component: cytosol; mitochondrion. NCBI's taxonomy places the organism in Eukaryota, Metazoa, Arthropoda, Insecta, Hymenoptera, Colletidae. Bases 81 to 1820 code for a protein of 579 amino acids.